AUGACACUGGGCGAAUACACAAACCUACGCGUCUCCCGCCACGACCGCGUCUUCGUCAUAACCCUCGCAAAAGCCCCCGAAAACCGCAUAAACGUCGCCUUCGCGCAAGAAAUAAUACGCGCACUCCGCGACAUCGAGCGCGAACUAGGCGCCGACUCAGAAGGCUGCGUGAUAACGCGAGGAAACGACGAGAAGUUCUGGUGUACAGGUCUCGAGUUAGACGAGAGCGACAGAAAUCCUUUCGCCAACAGCGAUGGUUUCUUCCCACUGCUAGCCACCUUGCUCGACUACCCGUUCCCCACUAUCGCGUUAUUGACGGGUCAUACAUUCGGCGGCGCCUGUCCCUUCGCCCUCGCACACGAUUACCGCAUCAUGAACUCCUCGCGCGGCUUCUUCUCUAUGCCGCCCGUAAACCUCGGUUUGCAUUUCCCUGGCAUCGGGUUCCUGCCGCGGCUUAAGCUCCGCCCGCAGAUUGCGCGGAAGAUGCUGCUUGAGGCGCAUCGCUGGACGGGCAAAGAAGCAUACGAGGAUGGUAUUGUGGAUGAGAUUGCGGAGCCGAAGGUUAUGCUUGAGGCUGCGCUGAAGAAGGCGAGGGAUGUGCAGGGGAGGGCCAAGAUGGGGGUUUAUAGUGUUUUGAGGAAUGAGCUUUGGGGGGAGGCGGCGGAGAAGAUUAGGGGGAUUUGUUAUGUGCAUGGGAAGAGGGUUACUGCGCCUGCGAAGGCGAAGAUUUAG
This is a messenger RNA of Alternaria incomplexa, 732 nucleotides long. RefSeq lists its product as uncharacterized. Gene Ontology annotation, biological process: fatty acid beta-oxidation. The transcript has a single exon. Gene Ontology annotation, molecular function: enoyl-CoA hydratase activity; delta(3)-delta(2)-enoyl-CoA isomerase activity. Gene Ontology annotation, cellular component: peroxisome. NCBI's taxonomy places the organism in Eukaryota, Fungi, Ascomycota, Dothideomycetes, Pleosporales, Pleosporaceae. The record is from RefSeq and is a predicted model, not a curated record. The coding region runs from base 1 to 732 and encodes 243 amino acids.